Etheostoma cragini (Arkansas darter) is the source of this 8231-nucleotide messenger RNA. RefSeq names its product establishment of sister chromatid cohesion N-acetyltransferase 1 (gene esco1). Bases 139 to 8112 code for a protein of 2657 amino acids. Gene Ontology annotation, biological process: mitotic sister chromatid cohesion. Gene Ontology annotation, cellular component: nucleus; chromatin. NCBI's taxonomy places the organism in Eukaryota, Metazoa, Chordata, Actinopteri, Perciformes, Percidae. Gene Ontology annotation, molecular function: protein-lysine-acetyltransferase activity. The record is from RefSeq and is a predicted model, not a curated record. The transcript is spliced from 10 exons.
CAUCCGCCGUUUCCCUCCGGAAGUACAGUUCAUUUUUAUUCACAGGAAAAAAAAACAGCUGUUGUUGAAAAAGAAAACAUCAAAGUGAGUUUCAUUGACGGAUGUCUUGGCGUUAUCUUUUCGCAGACAUUAGUACAAAUGCCAGCGCCAAAGAGAGGAUCAUCUCCUCAUGAUUCUCAGCCCAAGAUGAGGAAGUUGGAUGAGGAUGGAGAGGCUCUACCAUCCAAAACUGCACCAGCUUCCAAUAAUAGGUCCCUUAAAACAGGAAAUACACCAGAAAAGACAGCAGCUCCACGGACUAAGAAAAAACUUUGUGCUUCAGCGGAAGGGGGGAAUAAACCAGCCAAGUCAUCCAAACAAAGUUCCCCUCCAAAGGAUUCCAGCAAAACCAUUUCUGACCCACCUGUCAAAAAAGCCAAGCUCCUGAAAGCCACAAGUGCCUCCUGCGGAGAAGCUCCCUCGCUGAAAGUUUACUCCAAAGCUUCCCUGAAGCGAACAGCCUCUACAGAGUCUGAGGAUGAGUUGAGUAGUGAUAGUAGUAAGACUGACCUCUUCAGAGAGAGGGAUGAUGGGGACAAGGCCCGCUGCAUCAGAAAAUAUUCGAAUCGAGUCAAAGCUAAACGCAGGGUUGAAGAAUCAACAUCUGACCCACAGGAGACAGGCCAACGGUCCCCAUCUGCACUGGGAGACCCUGUUCAGAUGGACCACAAUUAUGGUAGAUUUUCCGAUUCAAGUCCGGGAGAGGCUAAUCAGGAUGAUGUGAAAGAAUCUGCACAGUCUGUCACUGAAGGAGAGACACAAGACAUGUCAGUUAAUCCACCACAAGCAGAGUCAAAGGAAAGUGUAGUCUCUGUAGGAGGGAGUGCAAAAGCUAGCAUUGAGUUUGAGUGUGCAGCUGUUGAAAGUAAACAUGAGGAAUUUAAAAAUGUAGAAAGCCAAAAGCUCAUAGAUAAUGAAGCACUUGUAUCAUGUAGAGAAAUAUUUGACUUUACAACAGCUGCAGGGUUGCCUAGCUUCACAUCUGAGACGGGGGAAAAGAAGGACGUGGCCAUUAAAAGCAAAAAGGAUGUAGAUAAUGAAAGACUUGCGACAUCAGCGGGAAAUCUAUAUUUUUGCACUAGAGAGGCAAAUCCAUGCUGUGAAGGUGAAGUACAGAUAGAUGAAAGAACAUCUUGUAGAAGUCAGGCAGAUGUGAGCAGUGAAACUGAAACAAAUGAGACCACAGAGACUGUUUCUGAAGAGAUAAAGCUGGAUAGGAAAUGUAAAAGUAAUGAAGAAGAGAUUGAAAUGAAGGGAGAGAUUGAAGCUGCCAGUGUCUCUGCAGGCUAUAGUGAUGUAGAAGAUAAAGCAUUGAUCCUGGUAGAAGGUAGUAAUCCAGAGGGUCAGACUGAGGAAAACCUAAUAACAACAGAGUCUGUUUGCAGUCCAGGGACUCAAACAGACCUCAGUGUCAAAAUUCAAGUUACUUUCAAAGAGGAAUCAAAAUCUGAGGAUCAAGGGAGUCAUCAAGGGCCAGAUGCCAUUACCAACUCAUGUGACGGUGUGAACAAACUAGUCAGAAAGUCUGAAGAAAGUGAAAGGAAAGGAGUCGAGUUCCUGUCGACUCAGACUGUUGCUGGUCCUGGGUCUUUUGCUGAGCUACAACUGAGCCAAGUUGUGAUGAACAAGACAACUGACAGCUGUUCUGAAAUACUGACACCAGAUUGUGAGUCUGUUCCAGAGCAAAAUCAAAGCGAUGUGCUUUCCGAUUGUUUCACAGUCUCAGAGGGUCAGAUAGACGUGAGCAUGCACACUAAGAUAACAUCGGCGGAGCGCCCCGACUUUGCGCCUAAGGAGGAUAAACACAACCACAAAAUGAAAGACCACACAACAGAAAUACCUGUUAAAGUCAAAGAAGAUGCUAUAAGUGAAGAAAGAGAACAAGAGAUGAACUUUGAAUGUGCCACUGCACACACUGAGAUUUCUAAUCAAACCGCUUCACUGGAAAUACAAAGCCAAAAGAGUCAGGAAGUCAGUGAAUGUGAAACAGACUUAUCCCCAGAAUUGAAUGAGGAUCAUGCAUUGAAUUCUAAAAUAAUGGAAAAGGAAGAAAACAAGAACAUUGAACAAAUGAAUGGACCUGAGAGACAGACUACAACGGCAUCAGAAAUGUCUAAUCCUGCAUCUACGGCAGAAGUGCAAAACCAGGAGAAGCCAAUAGACAGUGACUUCACCACAGACAUGUCUGAUAAAGCACAUAAAUGUCCAGUUGCAAAUUGUCAGAACGCCAAAGAUGAAGGCAGUGUUGAUGAUCAAUGUGUUGCUGCUGCUGAAAAUCAAAUAGAAGUGGACAUGCAGACGACAACAUCAGAGGGGACAUCUAACAUCGCACCUACUGUGGAAAGACAAAGCCGCGACGAUAGUGAACCUACCACAGACAUGUCGGCAAAAUUUCAUGAGGAUCAUAAGGUUGGAAAUAUGGAAAACAAGGUGAACUUUAAAUCGUUUACUGUCCCACAGAGUCCAAGAGAAAUGGAAAUUCAGGCUACAACAACAUCUGAGGUUUCAAAUCCAGCCGCUUUGGUCAAAAUACAGAAAAGCAAAAUUGAAAUGGACAUGCAGAUUACAACCACAGAGGAAAUAUCUAAUGCCGCACCUACGGUGGAAAUACAAAGCCAGAAAAGUCUAAAUGAAAUGAAUGUGGACACCACAGCGACAAUAGAUGAAAUAUCUAACACAGAACCUACUGUGGAAAUUCAAAGCCAGAAAAGUCUAAAUGAAGUGAAUGUUGACACCGCAGCGGCAUCUGAUGACACAUCUAACACGGCACUUACUGUGGAAAUACAAAGCCAGGACGGUAGUGAACUUACCACAGACAUAUCUGCUGAACUUCAUGAGGAUCAUAAGGUUGGAAAUAUGGAAAACAAAGUGAACUAUCAAUUGGUUACUGUUCCACAGAGUCCAAUAGAAAUGGAAAUUCAGGCUACAUCAACAUCCAAGGUUUCAAAUUCAGCCGCUUUGGUCGAAUUACAGAAAAGCCAAAUAGAAGUCGACAUACAGACGAUAGCAUCAGAGGAAAUAUCUAACGCCGCACCUAAGGUGGAAAUACAAAGCCAGAGAAGUCUAAAUGAAGUGAAUGUGGACACCGCAGCGUCAUCAGAGGAAAGUUCUUACAUGACACCUACAAUGGAAAUACAAAGCCAGAAAAUUCAAAAUGAAGUGAAAGUAGAGACUGCAGUGACAUCAGAGGAAAUUGCUUACAUAUCACCUUCAGUAGACACUCAGGUCCAGAAGAGCCAAGAAAUCAUUGAACCUGCAACAGACAUAUCUGAGAAAGUUCAAGAAUGUCUAAUGAUACAGACUCCUAAAAGUAAUGGAAAUGAAAACAAAGUUAUAACACCAUGUGUUAGUGCGGCAGAAAGUCAAAGAGAAAUGGAUGUGCAGACAGCAGCAGCACAAGAGGAGGCUUCUGAUCCAACAACUACAGUAGAAACACAAACUCAGAGAGGUCAGGAGGUCAGUGAACUCACAACAGACGCUCAACUUUUACAUUUUUUUGUUGUUGCCAAUACGGAGAGUGACGAAAACAAGGAAAAGGUUAUCGCAGAAUGUGUGUAUGCCACUGAGCAUCAAAUAGAAAUGGAUGCGCAAGCGACACCAACGCCAGAGGAGAUUUCUAACCCACCACCUACAGUGGAAAUACAAAGCCAUGAGGUCAGUGAACUCAACACAGAAGAUGUAGUGAGUGCAAGUUGUGAGCUUGCUUACAAGGAAAAUGAAGAUAGGGUUACUGCUGAAUUUGAUGAUGAUCCAGAGGUUCAAAUAAAUAUGGAAACUACUACGCCAGAGGAGAUUUGUAAUGCAGCACCUACUGCAGAACUGCAAAACCAGGGGAUGGAGGAAGUUGGUAAACCCUCUGUGGUCUUAUCAAAUGACGCUCACAACCCUUUUCUGAUGUCUAAAAGUAAGGGAAAUGCAAACAUGCAGGCAGAUCCUAGUGCUGCAGUUAUCCAAGAGGAUAUGGAUGUAAUAAGUGCAUCGGUAGGAAGGGUAGGUUCUGCUUUAGAAGAGGAAACAGGGAGACAAGUGGUUAAUGAAGUCAAAGACGAGGCUGCAAUCAUUUUCUCUGAUAAUGCUGACCAUACAGUCUGUGAUAUUGAAGGACGAGGAGGAGGAGCUGAAAGCAAUGAAGAAAUAGUUUUUGUUUGUGGCCAACCGGAUGAUGUUGAUAUUGUAAUUCAGGCGUCAGAAGAGCAGAGUAAGACGGUUAAUCAGUCAGAGGUUGUGAUCCAUGAAAACCAGAUAGUGUAUGAGCCCAUUAGUAGUCCGGAGAGUAAUGAUGGUAGAGAGAUUUCUACAGCAUCCGAGAACCACGCUGGUGUGUCUUUACUGGACCUGCAGAACACCCAGCAGAUGGAAGGAGAUUCAUCUACUCAUGGAGAAAACAGCACUAACCAACAACUGGACAAAGAGGGAAACGUCGAGCAACAAAUGUGUGUCUCAGACUGCCAAGAAGUUGAAAUGGAAGCACAAACUGUCAGUGUGCCAGAGAGUUGUGUCCCUGCACAUUUGGAGCAGAGUGACAUUAAUGUUGAUGGAAAACAAGUUGCAGUGAUCAGCUCUAGCGAUGACAUCAGCAUGCCAGAUGGCCAGACAGAAGCUGCACCAGAAAGUAGUGAAAGGAAUGGGUAUCCAGAUUGCGUCGGUGCCACAGAGUCUCCUGAACAGGUGCAGGAGGACAUGGGACUUCAGGAGGUUUCAGAUGUCACGGUGACGACAACUACGACCACCUCAGAAGUUGAAGUACCAGAUAGUACAUCUGAGGAAUUUGUGAUCUUAGAACCAAUUCCAGCAGACGAAAUUCACUUUGAUAUUGUCACUCGAGCAGCAGCUGAAUCAGGGUUGUCAGACUCCCCUUCAGAGCAGGGGAAUCCAGACAGUGCUUUAGAAGGUGACGUGGAAAAUGAAAGGAUUUUAAAUGGUUCUCAACAAACCUUCCCUGAGCCAGAAGUGCAGCAAUGUCAAACAACUGAUGAGAUCAAAGUGACAAAUUCAAGUGAGGUUUUAGAUCAAGAGACUAGGGUGGGGAAAGAAAUCGCAAAUGAAAGUGUUGAAGUUAUUCAAGAUGCUGACCACAGCCAGCAGCCAUCAUCUAACAUGAUGGAUGUUAAUUCCUCAGAGGUUGAGAUGGCAAACUCUCAUGCUCAAGUCACAAAUGAAGACAGCAAUGCACUGGUGAUAGAGAAUGCUGAGGCUGAUUUGUACCUACAAGAAGUGCAGCUUCUGGAGGAUAUAGAGAUCGGUCGUGAGAUCGUAGUAGCCGAGGAAGAGAACGAUGAAGAUAGUGACAUUACAAUAAUAGAAAAACCCCAGGAAACAGCUGAGGCAGUCCAUCAAGAAGACUCUGAGAAAAAGGUUAAUGAGAAAACAGAAUGUGCAACAGGGAGCACAGCUGAAAAGACUGAAGAUGAUAAAAAAGCAGAAAAACCCAAGAAACAGCAAAUGAACACACAGGCCAGAACCAAAGCCCGUCUGGCAGCUCUGGCUGAGCAAAAAGCUGCAGCAUCUAAGAGAACAGCAAACAGACAGCAGCUAAACCUCUUAGCUUUGUGUCAGGAGAUUGCAGAGGACAUAGCCACAGACAGCAUGCUAUUGAAGAGGAUUGAAGAAGAAAAACAAGCAGCGGCCGCAGCAGCAGCAGCUACAGCAGCCAAUAGUGAAGCAAGCAAGAAGGAAAGUCCACCUGUUAACGUGCAGGGGGAAGACACUGUUAGUGUUCCGACUCCUGCUGGGCCUGAAGGGAGCUGUGCCCCCGGGAGACCUGCUGAGGAGCCACCUCCAGCCCAGUCCUCAGUGGAUGAUUCAGCCGAAGCCAAGCCUUCUUCAGAGCCUCCAAAGAGGCGUUUCUUUGUCACACAGAUUUCAGUGCCACUGAAAGUCCAUGAGAAAAAGAAGCUAACUAGGUAUCAAAGACUGAGACAGGUUGAACUGCAAAGAGAGAAAAUGUCUUGGGCACGUGUAAAGAAACUUAAAUCUGACCAAGCAAAUCAGAUGUUUUCGGACAUAGAUUGGCAGGUUCCCCUGUCUGCAUGCUCUCCAUUUUCUGUGAGUCCUGGGACCACAGCUCCUCCACCUGCAGCCAGUCCACCAAAAACACCUCUCCCAUGUCCUGCCUUAACUAGCAAGCCUGCAACACCCAAGGCAGAAGUCCCUAUAGUUGACCCACCCAAGACUGAACCCACUGAAACGGAAACCCCCAAAUGUGAACCCACAAAACCUGAACCUGCCAAAGCAGAAGCCUCAAAAACUGAGACUCCUAAUGCUGGAAUCCGUAAAUCUACAAGGCAAAGUAAAGCUCAAACUCUUAAAGAAACCCCUGCUCCGGGGCCCGUCCCAAAAGUGACCCGAUCAGCAGCCAAGAGGACCCUCCCAGCAGUACCCCCUCCUAUGCCCAAUGGACUUAAUGGUCAAAAACAGAAGCCUGUUGAGUACAAGCCAUACAGACCCAGGCCUAAGUAUUCCUUUGAUGAUUUUGAACUAGAUGAUGACCCAUUACCAGCAGCUCCAACAAAGCCCAGACCUCAGUCAAGGCCCACACAGCCAACACAACCCUACGUUCAGUCUAACCCCACAGCUCAAUCUAAACCCACAGUUCAGUCAAAACCCCCAGUUUCCUCACAUCUUGCCAACCAGGAAAAACUCAAAGCUCAGACUACACCUGCUGGACCAAUUUCAGGUCAGUCAAAGUUGACUGCUACAGCUACAGUUCAGGCAAAGCCUGCCGGUUCCACCACUCCACAGUUAAAGCCUGCCGUUGCGACAACAUCCCAGUCGAAGGCCACAGACACUUUUGGGUCUUCUUCUAAACAUGUUCCGCCAGUUCAAGCUCAAUUAAAGUCUCCUGUUUUAACGACACCUCAGUCAACAGCUGUUUCAGCUCCAGGUCAGUCCAAGCCUGCUGCUCCUGUUUCUCCUCAGUUAAAACCUGCUGGUAGUGGAGGUACAGCUCAGCUCCAGCCGUCAACAGCAUCUCAGGCUGCAGGUUCAACCACAUCUGAGACAAAGCCUGAUGCUCCAAAGGCCGACGUUGGUUCGGCAGUGCCUCAGAAAACCCCAAAUCCACCGUCAUCAGAAGAUGGCAAAUGCAAGGAUACAGCUGAUCCCACUUCUUCCCUGCCCUCUGAAGACUCCAAAGAGUCUGAUGACACACAGAAGAGUGAAGUAAAGCCUGCAGUCACUGGUGAUGAUUCUAGUCCAGAGAAAAAGACAGAGAUGGCCGAGAAGGCAUCGGCAAAACUUCAAGACGGCGCAGUGGAGCCACAGGAUGACAGGACUCCUCUCUCUGAUGCUUGUCUGCAAAAAGAAGUGAAAAAACUAAAGGAGGCUGACAAAGAUGGCACCCAAACCAUUAUUGAUGCAGGACAGAAGCAUUUUGGAGCAGUGGCCUGCAACGUGUGUGGGAUGCUCUACUCUGCUGCCAACCCUGAAGAUGAAUCCCAACAUUUACUCUUCCACAACCAGUUCAUCAGCGCUGUCAAAUAUGUGGGAUGGAAAAAAGAGAGGAUACUGGGGGAGUAUCCUGACGGCAAGAUCAUUCUUGUCCUGCCAGAUGAUCCCAAAUAUGCUCUGAAGAAGGUCGAGGAGAUCAGGGAGAUGGUGGACAACGACCUCGGCUUCCAGCAGGUGGAGACCAAGUGUCCCUCUCAGACCAAGACCUUCCUCUUCAUCUCCAAUGACAAGAAAGUGGGUGGAUGCCUUAUAGCAGAGCACAUACAAGAGGGAUACAGGGUGAUUGAGGAGCAAGUACCGGAAGGUUCAGAGGGAGAAAAGGUGAUGUUUGAACGUCAGAGAGCUUGGUGCUGCUCCACAACACCGGAGCCGGCCAUCUGUGGCAUCAGCCGCAUCUGGGUGGUCAACAUGAUGAGGCGCCGGGGCAUCGCUUCACGCUUGCUCGAGUGCCUCAGGAACAACUUCAUAUACGGUUCAUACCUGAGCAAAGAUGAGAUCGCUUUCUCCGACCCCACACCCGAUGGAAAACUCUUUGCCACACACUAUUUUAGCACUUCUCAGUUUUUGGUUUAUAACUUUGUGAGUGGAACAAGCUCGUCCCAGCCCAACGCUGACGCAGUAUGACAGUCUUCAGGAAAGGUAACCAUGGUUUUAACGGAGAAGCCCACUGACCAGCGGGACACACCAUCACUAAGCACCUAACAGUGUCUGAUGCAGAAUCUGUAUUGCAUAACCAUUUAAAA